This is a messenger RNA of Heterostelium album PN500, 2682 nucleotides long. RefSeq names its product actin (gene act22). Gene Ontology annotation, biological process: protein transport. The transcript has 5 exons. The record is from RefSeq and is a predicted model, not a curated record. Bases 1 to 2682 code for a protein of 893 amino acids. Lineage: Eukaryota; Evosea; Eumycetozoa; Acytosteliales; Acytosteliaceae. Gene Ontology annotation, molecular function: protein binding.
AUGACAAAGUUCACUGCUGCUAAUAUGAGCAUGCUCAUAAAGUUGGCAAAUUCAAGAUUGUUGUUACACAAAAAUAAGAAUUUAGAACAGAGCAAUGUACAUAAACGUGAGAUUGCAGAGCUGCUUUCUCUGGGCAAAGAGGAACAAGCUCGUGUCAAGACAGUCUCUGUCAUCAAUGAAGACUAUCAAACAGAGGUACUUGGUAUUCUCUUGAUCUACUGUGAAACCUUGGGAAAUAGAAUUAGAGCAUUAGAAGGUAUAAAAGUAUGUCCACAAGAUCUAAAGGAAGCUGUUUGUAGUAUCAUUUUUGCAUCUCCAUAUCUAGAGAAACAAGUUGAACUCUACAAGAUAAGAAAGAGAUUGAUUGAAAAGUUUGGUAAGAAAUUCCCAGAGGAAUGUAUUGAUUGUUGUUGUAUAAAUCCAAAGAUUCUUCAUAGAUUAUCAAAUAAACCACCUGAAGAUUCACUUAUCAACUAUUAUCUUAGUAAUAUUGCCAAGAAACAUAAUAUUGCAUGGGAAACACCUACAUUACCACCAUUAGUAGAUUUACAACAGAGUAUACCAGAUUUUACAAUGAAUGCAUUGGCUGAACAAUUACCUUCACCACCAACAGCAACAACAGCAGUUGUAAGUCAGGAGGCUAUUCUUGAUUUCCCUUCGGUUCCUGCUACAGAAGCGAAGCUGGAGUUUCCAUCGGUUCCACAAUUUCCAUCGGUUCCAACUGUUGUCGUUGAGGAGAAGAAGAUUUGUGAUGCCAAGAUGGUACAGUGUUUUGGUCCAGGUUUGACAAGUGGAACGGUUGGACAAGAUUCGCUGUUCACUAUUCAGUCGUAUGACGCCAAGGGUCAGAAGAUAACGGUUGGCGGUGACAAGUUCAAUGUGUUGAUUCAAGGUGAACACGGUGAUCAGAUCUAUGGAAAAGUACAAGAUCUUGGCACCGGUGCAUACAGUGCAAGUUUCGUACCACAGAAAGUCGGUGGUUACGCUAUUGCUGUGUAUCUUGGAAAUCAGCCAGUUGCCAAGUCACCGUUCAUUGCCAGCGUUACCGCCGCGGCAUCAGUAACAGACGCGUCCAAGGUAACUUGUAUUGGCGACGGUCUGACUAAAGGUGUGCCAAAGAAGACAUCGACAUUCACCAUUCAGGCACGUGAUGCCAGCGGUGCUCUCAUGACAAAGGGUGGCGAUACUUUCUAUGUAUUCGUACAGGGUCCCCCAGGAAUACAGAUCUACGGUACCGUCAAGGAUAAUAACAAUGGAACUUACACAGCUACCUAUGUUCCACCUAUUGCCGGUGGCUAUGCAGUGGCCGUCUAUCUCGAUCGUGAGCAAUGUUCAAACAGCCCUUGGCAAUUGUUUAUCUUGGAGGAGUCGGCAGGCGAAGUGGAGAAAUCCGAGGAGGAUGAACUCGAGAAACUCUGGAAGGAAACAAGUAAGCUUACUUUUGAUAAAACACCUUCCACCGCCGUUAUUGAAAGUUCCGUUGGAAGUAUGGGCUCAGACAUUCCUGCGCCACCAUCGUAUGCCGAAUUCCAAAAGGCAUCGAAAGUCAGAUUGUCAAACGUUGAAAUACUGCAAUCGAUCACUGAAAAGACAUUGGUCAUUGACAAUGGAAGUGGUGUUGUUAAAGCUGGUUUCGCAGGUGAGGAACAACCACGUUGUGUAUUCCCAUCGAUCAUCGGUUAUCCAUUGUUCAACAAUGUCAUGCGUGGAAUGGGUAAAGACAAAUAUGUAGGUGACGAAGCACAAGCGAAGCGUGGUGUGCUCUCGAUAAAGUAUCCAAUUGAACAUGGUAUUGUUACCAACUGGACCGACAUGGAAACACUCUGGGAAUACACAUUCAUGAAUGAGCUGCGAGUGGAUCCAAGUAAGCAUCCUGUAUUGCUUACUGAAGCACCACUCAAUCCCAAAGGAAAUCGUGAGAAGAUGUUGGAGAUCAUGUUUGAGAGUUUCCAAGUGCCAGCACUCUAUAUUGCUAUUCAGGCGGUGCUCUCACUCUAUGCCAGUGGCAGAACCACUGGAACCGUAUUGGAUUGUGGUGAUGGUGUAUGUCAUACCGUUCCCAUCUACGAAGGUUUCUGUAUUUCACACAAUGUAAAGCGUCUUGACAUUGGUGGUCGUGACAUCACCGAGUAUUUGACACGUCUCUUGACCGAGCGUGGCUAUGCAUUCACCACCACAGCCGAGCGUGAAAUCGUUCGUGACAUCAAGGAAAAGACAUCGUUUGUAUCGUUAGAUCCAAGCGAGAGUGGAAAGAACGAGAGCGGUCUGCUCAUGGACUACACGAUGCCCGACAAACAGGUGCUACAAAUUGGAAAUGAGCGAUAUCGAUGCUACGAAGCAUUGUUUGAGCCAAGCUUGCUUGGAACCGAUGUCGGUGGUAUCCAACACCUGCUCAACGAUACUAUCAUGGGAUGCGAUAUCGACAUCCGUAAAGACCUGUACAGUAACAUUGUGUUGUCCGGUGGAACCACCAAUUCACCGGGUUUCGAAAAGCGUUUGGAGAAGGAGUUGCAACACCUCUCACCGAUGCCCGUCAAGAUAACUGCACCUGCAAAACGUGAGUACAGUGUGUGGUGUGGAGGAUCGGUACUCGGUGACCUCAAGAGUUUCGCAGAUCAAUGGAUCACUCAACAAGAAUACGCAGAAUACGGAAAAGGAAUUGUACACAGAAAAUGUUUUUAA